AUGAGUGGUAGCAGUUUGCAUCACAGAAGAGAGAAUAACGGUCCAGAACUAGAUAGCGGGUAAGCUGUACGAUAGUGGUAUUUUCAGUACGACUUACGUUAUACUAAAAGCUAAGCUUUUAGUUCAUAAGCGUGAUUCACUGAAUAAUAACAUACAUUUAAGUUUCUUCACCAAUCGUCGUAUAAAGAAAGAGCCCGAGCAGUACAAACGCUUCGAGGAUGUGAUAGAACAAGUUGAUCCUUUAGGUAGGUAUCAACUGUUCGCCUGCUUCUGUAUCCUCUUCGCUCAAAUCGAAUGGACAGGUAACCUUUCCUUUGUCAACAUCGUCGGAUCAACCGAGCCCAACUGGAUAUGUGACCAUGGUAACUACACCACCCAUAUACCUCAACCGACCAAAAAUCACUGUGAAGAGGUACGACUAUGUCCCCAGCUGAAGGCGGUCAAAGACUCUUCUGAAUUCAACUCCAUCGUGGCUUCGUUCCACCUGAUCUGUGAUGAUGCCAACAAACCUCAGAUCAUCAACAUCAUCCAGUCCUUCUCUUUGGUAUGUAAGGGUGGUGAUAGUAAGUGUUAGAUGAUAGGAGCUGUUUUAGGAGGUCAUCUGGGAGAUGCAUUCGGGAGACAGUUCAUGUUCUACGUAUGUCAGCUAGCCAUGUGUAUCACCAGUUGUUUGAUAGUGGCAUCUACAGGUUGGCAAGGUUUUGCGGCCGCACAGUUCUUCAACGGAAUCUUCUACGGACUGGUGGAAGUCGAAUCGGUAAGGAAGUUCAGCCAACCUAUAAUAACAUCCUCAUAAAGUCAACUCAAAAUGCCUUUUUUGUAAAUAAUGUUGACUGAAUCCAAUUUAAGCUGACGUUGUUGAUGGAGAUCACGAAUGACCAGUUCAGGAUGAUACCAAACGCUUGCUUCCAAACCAACUUGGCCAAUGUUGUAGUAGCCUUUAUCGCCUUCAUGACCAAAGAUUGGCAAAUGUUCUUCAUCUUCUUGAACCUGGUGAACCUUCCAACGUGUAUGGCCUUCAUGUUGUGGCACGAGAGUCCUAGAUGGCUGUUGAUCAAAGGAGAAACCGCUUCAGCUUGUGAUGUAAGUUUAAAACACAGAGUAUGUUCUAGUAGAUGACUAAACGAUACAAGAAACGGAGGUUGUAAUAAUAACUAGUAUCUUAUCCUCUACCUUAAAUCACUAAAUUCAGGUACUAAACGAUUUGACAGAUCAUCGGUGGAACGGCACACAAGUUAAAUUCACCCCAAGAAACCUCGAGAAGAUCCCAACAGAUACCUCCAAGAAGUUUUACUCCUUCUACGAUCUCUUCAGUAACCGUCGCUUCGCAAAGCAAUCUCUCCUUCAGAUCGUGAGCAUGAUAACAUGUGCUGUGGUUAGUGUCUGUUACAUGCGAGUGAUCAGAGAGUUCAAUGGAAGCUCCAUCCUGAUCGUGCUGUUAGAUGGCUGUGUCCGUCUGAUUAUUCCGAUACUGGUCAUCUUUGCUGACAUCAAAUUCGAAAGCUUCACCAGAAGAAUCCAGUUCCUACUGGCCUUGUGUAAGUAUAAUAUACAAGCCUUAACGGUUGUAAAAUGUCAAUUAUAAGUACUGUUACCAUGUUUUAGCGUUGAUGGGUAUCAAUUUUAUGAUUGGUAUGAUCCUGGUCAUCUGUGGAGUACCGUACAAUAGUGUGGUCGUUACAGUAUUCGUAACUCUUGGAGCCAUGAUCAACGACAGUGUUUUGUGGAUGAAUAUUAUCCAAGUGACAACCCAACGUUAUCCAACAGUAAUCCGUUGUUGUGCUUUUGGAUCCGUAUUUUGUGCAAAGUAGGUUUAAAAUUACCUAACUAGUGACAACUUUUGACUAUAAUUCUAAAUAUUUCUAUUUAAAACCACAUAUUUUGUCUAAAAUCAUCCCUUCCAGACAUAUCGGUACCAUCAUUGGUCUAGUAGUAAUCCCUCCGAUUCUGGAUUCGGCCUUCCCAGGAGGCGCCUUCUUGCUGCCAUUGUUGUUGAUACUGAUAACAUUGGUACUUGGUGGUAUUUUGAUGCCUGAAACAAAGGGAAAAGCGUUACUGGACACGAUGGACGAUGUUGACUACACCAGAGUCGAAAAGGCGUUACCAAAAACGCUGGUUAAGUAAGAAAAAACAUUUGUUACCUAAAAUAUAACUUGAAAAACACUAAAAUAUUUGCAAACACAAUAGUAAAAAGACAAAACAACGCGUUUAAACUGAUUUACAGCAAUAUUUAGGUAACAUACCUAGUUUUAUUUAACCUUAAAUAUUUAGAAUGGCCGCACUUCACAGAGUUAUGCAUCAAGACAGACAGAAGAAGAUCAACGAGGAAAACAAGGAAAGAUACGAUGAAUGGAAGAAGGAGUUACACAACAGACAAGGAGAUACGAACGCGGCAUUCGAAGAAAACGUUACGGAUUCUGAAUAA
This is a messenger RNA of Bursaphelenchus okinawaensis, 2425 nucleotides long. Lineage: Eukaryota; Metazoa; Nematoda; Chromadorea; Rhabditida; Aphelenchoididae. The record is from the annotation of a GenBank genome assembly.